CGUAGGCGCUCAGUUUACGUUUCGGCCGCGUCGCCUUCAGUUCCCCAGUGUUUCGUGACCAGGCUGCACUUCAUCCGCGGAGGCGCCUGCGAUUGCAAGAGCAAGCACAGAAACAGAUUCUCAAACAGAAACAGAAACUGGAUCCCAGAGCCAACUCAUUGUCGUUCAUAGCUUAGCAUAGUUGCUGCGUGAGAUUGUGUGUGCGUGGAUAGCGGCAGUGAGUGUGCGUGAGUGCGUAAAACCGGAGGCGUCUGUAGUUUUCCACAGGACAUCGCACCAGCGAUUUGGACUAGCGAGAGCGGGCGCAUCGCUUGAAGCACUUCCUCCAUAGCCACCGCUGACAUCUCCUGUUCCUGUUCCCGUUCCCGUUCCCGGACGUCGACCAUGAAGCACUCGCCGCUGAUUGCCAGCGCUUGUCUGGCGCUGGUGUUGAUGUCAUCCAGCCUGAUUGGCAGCACCGAGGCCAGAAACAAGAAGAAGUACGUCGGCGAGACGGGCGGCGAUUUCGAGUUUAUCGAUGAGAUAAACAAAAACACGCAGAGCAACAAGAAUCUGGGCGAGCACAAGCGCUGGAUACACGAUCCCUCGAGUGACCUUUGCCGACCGCUGAACUGCAAGAAGCGUGAAAUCUGCCUGCUGGAGGACGAGUUCAGUGCCGUUUGCGUGUCGAAGAAGGAGCUCCACAAGAAUCGUGAUGAGAUAAUCACCAAGGCCAAGUAUUUGGAGGAGGAGGCCAAGCGGCGUGUCAACCAGCAGGACAACCAGGACAGCCAGGACGCGGAGGACAUCAACAAUGACGACGAGGAUAACAGCAGCGAUGGCGGCAGCAGCAACUCCAGUCCCACAGGCACCAACAAUGUCCAGGCCAGUGUCCAGGGAAAUGAGGAGACCGACGACGAAGAUAAGAGCCUGAGUCUGGGCGACGACGACGAGUCCAAGGAGGAUGAUGUCUUCUACGAGAACAGUAUCGCCGCUGGCGAUAAGCAGCAGCAGCAAUCCCAGCCUGCUGCAGGACCUUCCGUUAUUCAGCAGGACGACGACGAGGAAUUGGACAACUGCAAGCCGUGUCCUGUGGCCAAGCCGACGUUCCUGUGCGGAGCCGACAACAGGACCUACUCAUCACUAUGCAGAUUGGAUUAUCACAAUUGCAUACAUUCGACGUCCAUACGGAUCGCCUGCAAAGGAUUCUGUCCCUGCAAGGAGAUUGUCGACGGAAAGCGGCUGCAGCGCAUCUCGGGCUACAACAACAAGUACAACAAGAAGAUCAGCCUGGACCAGCAGCAGCAGCAGCAACAACAGCAGCAGCAGCAGGCCUACAAGGACAGCAACAACAACAACAUCAUGAUGAACAGCGGCAACAUAAUGGGCGGCAACAACAACGACUUCAACACGAUCAUGAAUGACAAAGAGGACAAUAACCGGCACAACAACCACAUCAAUGCCCAGUACACUUUCACGCCCGAGGAGAUCAAAUAUGACAACAAGCACUACAAGUACCUCAAGUACACGGCCUACAAGAAGGACUCCAAGUACCAGGAGGACAAGCACAAGAUGCGCAACUACAACGAGGUGGUCGAGAAGCAGCAGCAGAAGUUCAAUAAGAACAGCAACUUGAAUGCCUAUCCCUCGAAAUCGGCGGAGUGCAAGCCGCAGCAACUGACGGCGAUUGGCAACCGGCUGCUGGACUGGUUCUCGGUGAUCAUGGCGGACAGCAAGAAGCGGCGCCAGCACAGCCAAAAGUCGAAGGCCCACUUCCCGCCCGCCUGCAAGACGGAGGCCAAGUGGAUGUUCGGCCACCUGGAUUUGAACAACGACGGACAGCUGUCGCUGCAGGAGAUGUACGACCUGGAGCACGACCAGAACGAGCGCUGCAUCAAGCCGUUCAUCGACACCUGCGACUUGGACACGGAUAGCUCGAUCAACACACGGGAAUGGUGCCGGUGCUUCGAGAAGACGGAUCGCCCAUGUGCCGCUGUGCGCCGGAGAAUCGCCGGCGACUUUGCAGGUGAGAUAGGAGCCUACGCACCGGACUGCGACAUCCAGGGAUUCUACAAGCCCACCCAGUGCCACAAUUCCGUGGGAGUUUGCUGGUGCGUGGACAAGCACGGAGUGGAGUUCGCCAACACACGCACACGCGGCAAACCCAAUUGCGAGUCCGUGGUUAAUAACGCCGCAUCGCUCACAUCCGACGACGAGGACGAGGGCGCCGAUGACGAGGACAGCGCGGAGGGCAGUGCCGAUCAGAUGCUGGUCUUCUAAGCGAACCCACAGCUCCUCCAGCAGCUGGGGCAACCGAUGGCGAUAGCCCUGGGCCCUGGCGCAUCAUCCAAUCAGCGAGCUAGCGUUAUAACAGAAAAUUAAUAUUAUUAUUAUUAUUAUGAUUGCAAACAAACCCGAGAAAAGUGGAAGUAAAAGCGAACGCAGCAGCGAAAAACCCCAAAAACAGAAACAUAAAUGUGCAGUAGCCAAGUAAGCGUUUUUGAAUAGAACUACGAAUAGCAAACAGCAGAAGCAGCAAAACUCACUCACACUCUCACACAUCACGCCAUCAAGGAUAACUAAAAGGAGCCAGGACGAGAGAGCAGGACGAAACUGUAGCAUAGUUGAAGGCGCAUCGCACGCAAAUUGGCAAACCGCUGAUGCCAGCAGUAGAAAAAAA
Messenger RNA from Drosophila mauritiana, 2659 nucleotides. It is a transcript of the gene Cow, whose product is annotated as proteoglycan Cow. Gene Ontology annotation, biological process: establishment of protein localization to extracellular region. Gene Ontology annotation, molecular function: protein binding; calcium ion binding. The transcript is spliced from 11 exons. NCBI's taxonomy places the organism in Eukaryota, Metazoa, Arthropoda, Insecta, Diptera, Drosophilidae. The record is from RefSeq and is a predicted model, not a curated record. Bases 385 to 2259 code for a protein of 624 amino acids.